Messenger RNA from Diospyros lotus (date-plum), 1080 nucleotides. RefSeq names its product peptidyl-prolyl cis-trans isomerase FKBP20-1. The transcript is spliced from 6 exons. The record is from RefSeq and is a predicted model, not a curated record. Gene Ontology annotation, molecular function: peptidyl-prolyl cis-trans isomerase activity. Gene Ontology annotation, cellular component: cytoplasm. Bases 189 to 755 code for a protein of 188 amino acids. Lineage: Eukaryota; Viridiplantae; Streptophyta; Magnoliopsida; Ericales; Ebenaceae. Gene Ontology annotation, biological process: protein peptidyl-prolyl isomerization.
CAAAGCAGCGUCGCUCAAGAGCAAAGCACCUCAUAGAAAGGCUAUGGCCGACGAACUCUACGGCUUACAAUUCAUCAGUCGCCGAUUCGCCUCCUAUCGCCGCCAAUCGCCGCCUUUCUAUCUCCCUCUUACCUUCACUUCUAAUCGCUUCACCCGCCUUCAGCAAGGUUACUGAAAAUUUGUAAAUCAUGGGUGAUGCAAUUGAUUUAACUGGGGAUGGAGGUGUCAUCAAGAAAAUUAUAAGGAGUGCUAAACCUGACGCAGUUGCUCCUUCUGAGACUCUUCCUCUUCUUGACGUCCAUUAUGAAGGCGUCCUUGAUGAAACUGGUGAAGUUUUUGACACUACAAAUGAAGAUAAUACUGUAUUCACUUUUGAACUUGGAAAAGGCGAUGUCAUCAAGGGAUGGGACAUAGCACUGAAAACCAUGAAGGUUGGGGAGGUUGCAAAACUCACCAUCAAGCCAGAAUAUGCCUAUGGAACUACUGGUUCUCCGCCAGAUGUGCCCCCAGAUGCAACUCUGGUGUUUGAGAUUGAGUUGGUGGCCUGCAGACCGAGGAAGGGUUCCAGUCUAAGUAGUGUUUCGGAUGAGAGGGCCAGGCUAGAAGAGUUGAAGAAGCAAAGAGAACUGGCUGCUGCAUUGAAAGAGGAAGAGAAAAAGAAGAGAGAAGAGGCUAAAGCUGCAGCAGCAGCUCGCAUCCAAGCCAAGAUGGAAUCCAAGAAAAGCCAAGGAAAAGGAAAGGGCAAAGCAAAGUGAGGCCAAUGGGACAUUCCAUUUCAACAGAAGAUAAUACAUGACAAUGAGUAGGUAACUUCCACCUUUGCUAAGGGUGGUUUAUUUGGUUGGUUAAUUUAGAGUAGUUUGCUACAAAAAGGCCAGCUUCGGUCAAACAUUUAUAAUGUGGCCUUCCUGCCUGCCUAAGGAGAAGAAUUGGCUUUUAAGCAGAUGAUAUACCCUACCCUACCCUACCGUAUGUUACUAUUACAAAUAGUUGUGUGUUUUGUGUUUUAUUGUUCCAUAUGUAUUGACUCUAGUUGUAGUUGUCCGGGCUUUAUAUAAAUAUGGCUACUUGUUAGUUUAA